Mytilinidion resinicola is the source of this 1722-nucleotide messenger RNA. RefSeq lists its product as uncharacterized. The record is from RefSeq and is a predicted model, not a curated record. The transcript has 5 exons. Lineage: Eukaryota; Fungi; Ascomycota; Dothideomycetes; Mytilinidiales; Mytilinidiaceae. Bases 1 to 1722 code for a protein of 573 amino acids. Gene Ontology annotation, molecular function: Hsp90 protein binding.
AUGUCUGCUGCGGAGUAUCAAGAGUUGGGAAAGCGGUACUAUAAACAUAAGGAGUACCAGAAGGCGGUGGAUGCUUUCACAGAAGCCAUCGAAUUGAUGAUCAUCCCUACAGUCGCCAUGCUUAACAACCGCGCAGCCAGCUUUGAGAAGCUGCAGAACUUCAAAAUGGCUGCUAAAGAUGGCCGCCACAUGAUCAAACUCGACAAAGGCGACGCUAGAGGAUAUCUUCGCACUGCAGACAUCUUGCAGAAGAUGGAAAAGCCUGAUUCUGCAGUCGAAAUCUACAAGCAUGGCCUCAAGAAUGUCCUUGUCUCCGAUGAGAACUACAAGCUGCUUCAAGGGAUGCUUGACAAGCUUAUUAGACAGCUCUCACCUCCAAAGUCCGUCGAUCCGUUCUCGGUUCUGCCCAUUGAAAUCGUCGAAAUGGUCAUCGGCUACUUGACUUUCCGAAACAUGGUAACAUGUCUCCGCGUUUCCAAGCAAUGGAAACAGUUCCUUAUCAACCGACCUCGUCUUUGGACGGAUCUGGAUCUUUCUCAUGCUCGACGCAAUGUCUCGGGCUCAUUCGUGCGCCACUGCGUCCUCCGGUCUCAACACAAGCUGAAGACCGCAACCAUUCAUCGAUUCAACCACGUCGACUCUCUUCGUAGUCUUGCAACAACAUGCAAGGCACUCGAGUCUCUCGACUUUUUGAGUGGGACCCUAGGUGGCGAAUCGAUUUGCGAAGUAACGAUGUGCUCCACGAGCCUGCGACGCCUCAUUCUUCGUGAUAAUACCAACAUCUCUCUGGAUGCGGUAUCCCAAAUCCUGCGACACACGCCCAAUCUUACUGAUGCGGAGUUCCACAACAUCGAGAGCACUGGAAUGCGAGUUGAUUGGAAAGUUGAUCUGCCCAACCUGACCACACUAGUGUUGACCUCAGGUCCGGCAAGUGGUAGCCCGUACAGCAUUAACUUGAACCUUCAAGAACUCUUCACCCGCUCCCCAAAACUAAAGCACCUUACCCUGACUAACUGGCACAAACGGCCCGCCACCGACCCCGACUUCACCGCACUCGAAUCCCUCGAGUCCCUCAAGCUCCAAAGAUACCCGUUGACUACCUUCCCCCUCCUCCCCCCCUCCCUCCACCUCUACGAACACAUCGCCUCAGACUCCAACAACCACUUCACGACCAGCUCCCCCCUGACCGCGCUAAACACCCAAGCCGCCCUCGCGACGUACCUCCCCCACCUGACCGCCCUCGCCCUCUGCAAUCUCGGCGCCCUCGACCCGGGCUUCCUCGACGUCCUCCUCCUCAAAGCCGUGAACGACGAGACGGACAUCGACUUCGCCACCACUACCUCCCUCACCAGCCUCUCCCUCGCUAACACCACCGUCGCCUCCAAAGACGCCCUCCUCCGCUGCCUAUCCAACCCACGCUUCUCAACGCUGCAGGAGCUGGACCUCACCGACUCGCUCGCGGACGACGAGGUGGUGGACUUCGUGUGCGCGACGUUCCCGGAGCUGCGGCGCGUGAACCUGGCGAAGACGCGCAUUUCAGGCGCGGGGAUCAGGCAGCUGUGCGUCAGGCUGAGCGGGCUGGAGUGGAUCGGGGCGGAUUUCUGCCAGAGCGUGAGCUCGGUUGAUGCGGUGGAGCUGGCGCGGGGGCGGGGGGUGGAGGUCAGUUGGCGGCUGGUGCAGGUGGGCAAGGGGAAAAAGGGGUGGAGGGAUCGCUAUCUGUAG